GAGGGGAGGUGGGCAAGAUGGCGUCCGGCGAGUGAUUCACCCUAGAUACGUCCAGCCGCCGCUGAGACACCGGGGCGGGGGGUCCUGCCCCCAUUGCCGCCCUUCCUCCUCUCCCCCGCCCCUGGAGACCCCCUUCUACCUUUCCUCCCUCUACCUCGGGGUGGGGGUGGGGGAGCGGGCCUGGUUCCCGGGACACCAUGUCGGACUCUGAGGAGGAGAGCCAGGACCGGCAACUGAAAAUCGUCGUGCUGGGGGACGGCACCUCCGGGAAGACCUCCUUAGCUACGUGUUUUGCUCAAGAAACUUUUGGGAAACAGUACAAACAAACUAUAGGACUGGAUUUCUUUUUGAGAAGGAUAACAUUGCCAGGGAACUUGAAUGUUACUCUUCAAGUUUGGGAUAUAGGAGGACAGACAAUAGGAGGCAAGAUGUUGGAUAAAUAUAUCUAUGGAGCACAGGGAAUCCUCUUGGUAUAUGAUAUUACAAAUUAUCAAAGCUUUGAGAAUUUAGAAGACUGGUAUUCUGUGGUGAAGAAAGUGAGCGAGGAGUCAGAAACUCAGCCACUGGUUGCCUUGGUGGGCAAUAAAAUUGAUUUGGAGCACAUGCGAACAGUAAAACCUGAAAAACACUUACGGUUUUGCCGGGAAAAUGGUUUUAGUAGCCACUUUGUCUCAGCAAAGACAGGAGACUCGGUCUUCCUGUGUUUUCAGAAAGUUGCUGCUGAAAUCCUUGGAAUCAAGUUAAACAAAGCAGAAAUAGAACAGUCACAGCAUAUUGUCAGGGCAGAAAUAGUGAAGUACCCGGAAGAAGAUAAUCAACAUACCAACUCUGCUCAGAGUAGAAUCUGUUCAGUACAGUAGUGCAGAGGGUGGUGAAGGCAGAUAUUGUAAACUACAACCAGGAACCUAUGUCGAGAACUGUUAACCCUCCCAGGAGCUCUAUGUGUGCAGUUCAGUGAGCGCACGUUACCUUUGCACCCGUGGUCCUGGCUGCCCUUCGCCCCGUGUGGGCCCAGGGCCUUUAGAAGCUCUGUUAUCAGUGGCCAUCUCUGUAGUGUUCAGUUAACACUUUCCUCCCGGCUUCCUCGGCGCGGCCGCCACGGCCUCCGGCAGCUCCUCGGCCCGGACGGAUUGCACUGGAUUGCACUUCGGGACAACACACUUGGAAUCCAACAUGGAAAGCCCCUUGUCUGGCAUUAGAAUGCUUCACUGAAAAGGAAUGAUGCUGGUUCUCUUUCCCGUCUUUUAUCUCUGACGUAAACCUUUUUAGACAAGUGUGAAGACUGUGCUAGUCUUGACCGGCAGCCAGGAUGUGGCCGGCACGGUUUCACUCUCUCACCUGAACUCCUGCCUGGCGGGGCGCUUCCCACUGCACACGUUUAGAUAACUUAUAUAUUUUAUCUACAGAUACUUCAGAAGGCAUUCUUUUGCUGUCUAUUGUGAGUGAAAAUAUAUAAAGUUGUAUCCAAAUGAAAAUGCUUGAAAUAAAGCUGUAAUCUAUUUUUUUCAUUUUUUUAAAAAGGGCCUAAAUUGUUGGUAUUGUAACCGUAGCUCACAGUGUCGUACUUGCUGUCGUAUUUUUAUUCCUGAGUCAUGGUCACUACGUAUUGUGUCACUGAGGUGCGAUGGCUUUCUGAUGUGUUCAGCUGAUGUCUCCUCCGACCCGUCCGUGCUCCUGGCACGAGGCACGGCUGUUGUUGGAUCGUUGUGGGUCAGACUGUACCUGAUGUUCAGAUGUUCUUCUCCUGCAAAUAAACUUAUUUCAGUUAC
Molecule: messenger RNA, 1769 nt
Organism: Ailuropoda melanoleuca (giant panda)
Lineage: Eukaryota; Metazoa; Chordata; Mammalia; Carnivora; Ursidae
Gene: RAB28
Product: RAB28, member RAS oncogene family
Exons: 8
Coding region: 198-860 (220 amino acids)
Molecular function (GO): GTP binding; GTPase activity
Source: RefSeq, a predicted model, not a curated record